Messenger RNA from Brettanomyces bruxellensis, 1317 nucleotides. RefSeq lists its product as uncharacterized. Gene Ontology annotation, molecular function: protein binding; U4 snRNA binding; U6 snRNA binding. Gene Ontology annotation, biological process: mRNA splicing, via spliceosome. The transcript has a single exon. Bases 1 to 1317 code for a protein of 438 amino acids. Gene Ontology annotation, cellular component: U4/U6 x U5 tri-snRNP complex. The record is from RefSeq and is a predicted model, not a curated record. Lineage: Eukaryota; Fungi; Ascomycota; Pichiomycetes; Pichiales; Pichiaceae.
AUGGAAGAAGCUAGUAAUUUGACCGAAAUCGUUCCUACGAUAGAUGACGAUGUGAAAUUUGUGUUAAGGCGUUUCCAACAACCUAUCAUAUACUUUGGUGAAGGUCCGUUGGAACGAAGACAGCGGCUCAUAGAGUUCUUUUCAAAGAAUAAAAACUCCAUGGAAAGUUUUCUUUCUUCACAAGCAGAACUGGGCAAAGAAAGCAUUGCUCCCUCUAAGUCAGAGGAGCAGAAAGAUGAAGAAUUUUAUACACCAGGGCCUGAUGUGCUCUUUGAUGUGAGGGUGCGAAUAGCGGAUUCCUCCCUUAACAGAGCAAAAAUUAGGACUGAUAAGCAGAGAGAAUUGUACCAGAACUUUGAUAUGAUUACAGAACUUAAAUCCAGACGGUCGUAUUAUGCAACCUUGAAGACGAUGGAAAUCGAAGGUUCUCAGGUUAUCUCGAACCGUUUCACAUCGGCCCUAAAAUUCUCGUAUAGUAGUGCUUUCAUUGCAGCGGGAUCCUGGGAUGGUCAUUGUUAUAUAUUAGAUCCACAUUCUUUGGAUGUUAAACGGACAUUUAUGGAUGUAGGAGACGGUAAAAUUUCCACGUUGGAUUGGAUGCCGCACUCAAAUGAAAUAGUUGCCACCGGUGGAUCUGAAGGUAAUAUUACAUUACUUAACAUGUCAGCAGUACAUAUGAAGAAAUAUCCAAAAUUUUAUGGUCACACAGAUAGAGUGACAUCCCUACAGUUUAUUCCCAUCGAUAGUCUUAUUGCUAGUGCAUCGUAUGAUAUGACCUGGAGACUUUGGGAUGUCGAAACACAGAAAUCAUUAUAUUACCAGGAAGGACAUUCCAAAGAACUGACUUCAUUGAGCUGUCAUCCAGAUGGAUCACUUCUCGCCACUGCCGGUCUUGAUGCGAUCAUUAGAAUUUGGGAUAUAAGAACAGGAAAAUCAAUAGCAGCUCUUGAGAAAAAUGGACAUAUUCGUGCAAUCCAUGGCUUAGCCUGGCGCCCAAAUGGAUAUCAACUUAUUAGUGGAGGUGCAGAUAAUAACCUUAAAGUGUGGGAUUUGAGAAGAGCCGAUUCAGCUGCCACAAACACAGUGUUGGCUCAUUCAAAGGUCAUAACAGACAUUAAAAUUUCCCCCGAUGAUAAGUACAUUACAUCCUGUGGCUAUGAUGGAUAUCUGAAUUUGAUAUCAAGUGAUAACUUUUCAGUUAUUAAAAAAUUCAAAAAUGUUGACAAAUUAAUGUGUUGUGACAUCUCUUCUGAUAGUAAAACAAUCAUUACUGGCGGCUGGGACAGGUCGGUUAAAAUUUAUCACACGGAACUCUAA